Messenger RNA from Megalobrama amblycephala (Wuchang bream), 1042 nucleotides. RefSeq names its product tetraspanin-1-like. NCBI's taxonomy places the organism in Eukaryota, Metazoa, Chordata, Actinopteri, Cypriniformes, Xenocyprididae. Bases 287 to 1024 code for a protein of 245 amino acids. The transcript has 7 exons. The record is from RefSeq and is a predicted model, not a curated record. Gene Ontology annotation, cellular component: membrane.
AAACUGAACAUUUUCAUGUUCUUGGAAUGUUACAAAUCAACGUUCUUAGAAUGUUGAAUUUUAGAUCAAAAUUAAGUUGAAAGAACGUUUGAGGAACAUUAUCCCUUAUAAAAACGUUACUGUAACGUCAAGAAAACUGGACGUUUUUAAUGUUCCCAGAACCAACACUGAAUAUUUAGAGAAUGUUCUUAUAACAAAAUUCUGUUAGCUGGGUUCAUGUUUAUAAUCUGGAAACAACAGUCUAGAUUGUCUUGUCACAUCUCUUCACCACAGACCAAAACAAAACAUGAAGGUGACAAAAUGUUUAAAGCUGGUUUCCACCUUCUACAGCUUCCUCACUUUGAGUGGGGGCGCGGCUGUAGGAUAUGGUAUAUGGUCACAAAUGCAGAGCAAGGUAUCUGACUUGUUUAAAACAGUUGAUGAUGCGACACUUACUGCGUUUCUUUCCCUGGGGGCCCCGAUGCUGAUCGCUCUGGGCUGCAUCUUCGCUCUGAUGGGUGUAAUUGGCUGUUUGGGCACUUUGAAGAAAAAAAGCUGGAUGCUCUUGGUUUUUUUCGUCGUUGUGCUCAUCAUCUUCAUUCUCCAGGUCAUCGUGGCAGUGUUUCUGGUCCUCCCCUAUUCUGUGAAAGAAAAAGCUUUGAGCAGCUUAGAGAGCAAAAUGAUAAAAAGCCUUCAGGAGAGCUAUAAAGAGAAUGACACUUCAAUCACUCUCGUAUGGGAUGAAACUAUGAACAAGCUGCGUUGCUGUGGAUACAAAGGCUAUGAAGACUUCCCAUCUAUGAUGACCAAGUAUCAUACACAAUGCUGCGGUGAAACACAUUCAACAUGUAGUAAAGAAGAAGCUGAAAAAAAGAAAGUAAGGGGCUGCAUUCAACUGCUGUUGACCGAAAACAUUCCCAUUUCUGGAGCUUUGUCCUUUUUGAUCGGCAUUCUAGAGAUUGUUGCCUUGGUCGUUUCCCUGAAAGUCUACCGAUGCUUGAGACGCAUACCUGAUCUCCCGGGCUCCUUUGAAAAUAAUCUGUGAUAAACAACUUUUUAUAAA